AUGGAACAAGUUAAAGUUUACAGAAGUGCAGUUAUUAAUGCGAGUGUGGAGACUGUGUGGCAAGUUGUGAAGAAUUUCAACGAGCUUCCAAAGUGGACGGGUGUUGUUUCGGAUAGUGUAUUGGAAGGUGGAAUGCAAGAUAAUUCAAUUGGAUGUGUGAGAGUUGUUUCUCUGUUGAAUCCGAAUCCUCAAGAUGAUAGACCAAUUAGAGAACAAUUAAUUGCCUAUGAUUCAAGAAAUCACUCCUUCACAUACAAGAUUUUAAGUGGACCUAAACCUUUCGAAUAUUUUAAUGAAUAUUAUGCAACAGUAACUUUAGUCAAAAUUACAGAUUCUAAUCAGACAUUCAUUGAGUGGAAAUCUGAAUUUACCUGUCCACAAGGAAACCAAGAACAAUUCGAGAAAUUUGCAGGUGCAGUUUACAUGAAGGGAAUUAAAUCUCUUCAACAACAAUUUCCUUAA
Molecule: messenger RNA, 462 nt
Organism: Naegleria gruberi
Lineage: Eukaryota; Heterolobosea; Eutetramitea; Acrasida; Naegleriidae
Exons: 1
Coding region: 1-462 (153 amino acids)
Source: RefSeq, a predicted model, not a curated record